This is a messenger RNA of Pimephales promelas (fathead minnow), 1047 nucleotides long. Lineage: Eukaryota; Metazoa; Chordata; Actinopteri; Cypriniformes; Leuciscidae. The record is from RefSeq and is a predicted model, not a curated record.
AUGUCACUUGAAAAGAAAGUUGACACAUCCCAGUCAUUCAACAUCAAUGUGACAAGGGAGGACCUGUUUGAAAGGGGGCUGAAACAGUGGGCCAGGCAAAAACAGGCCUCCCCAAAGAAUCUCCUCAGGGUCUCCUUCAUUGGAGAAAAUGGAAUAGACCAAGGCGCUCUUCGUAAAGAGUUCCUUACUGAAAUGGUGUGUGGAAUUGAAGCACGUUUUUUUGAAGGAGAUGGGGAAAGGGGCAAAACCCCUAAAUACAGUAUUUGUGACUACCAGGACAACAGUUUCAAGACUUGUGGGGAGAUUUUUGCCACAGGUUUGGUGCAGGGGGGUCCUCCACCAAACUUCCUUACAAAAUGGUGCUACCAUUUCUUGUGCCAUGGGGAGAUGGACAAAGAUUUGGGUGUACUCGAAGUCACUGAUCAGGAUAUUAAAAAUCUGAUGACAGAGGUGGAAAAUGCAGAAGGUGGAGAAAAGCUGAUAGAUUUAUCAGAUGCGAUUGUGGCAUGUGGCUACACUGGGCCAAUAAAUGUUGACCAAAAAAAGGCCAUCACAGAUGCCAUCGCUUUGCAUGGACUGGUGAGGCUGAUCCCGAUCUUGAACCAGCUGCGUGAGGGAUUGAGGCUCUACGGAUUAGAUGAGGUGUUAGCACAGCACACCCAGAUGUGCCAGCAGCUCUUUGUCCCCGGCCACUUACAGGAAGUGAAUGUAGACUUCCUUCUGCUUGCGCUAUCUCCUGAUUUCAGUGAGGAAGGAUCUGUGAGACGACAGCGAGAGAUGCGGAUCAUCAAUUUUCUGCAGGAUUUCUUGCAAAAGUUGGAAGACAGAGAAGCAGACAGCCAAGAAGAGGGCAGCCCUGAAGGUCAAAGUCACGUGGCACAAAGUCACUUCCUUCAGUGGGUCACAGGUCAGUGGGUGGUUGUUCCAACCUUCCACAAAAGCCUCCAGGUCUGCCUUCAGUUUAGGAAGGAAUGUCAGGUGGACUGUCAAAAGAUCUUCUACAAAGGGACAGGGUCGGAGUAUGUCACUUUCACAUAUGAGCUUUGA